GAAAGGUGUCUUGGCACACUUUUGCUUGAACGGGAACCUGAUAUCAUUGCUUCCGGCUGUGCUCAAACAACGUCUGUUCAGGAGCGUCUCUUUGUUCUGUCGCUGGUGUUUUCAUUUGAACUUUGAGAAGAAAAAGUGUUCUUGUCUAUUUAAAGAGUCAGCUUUGUCUUUUGAGACAUCCGUCAUUGCCACUAGAGCUGUCAUAUCUGGAUGAAGCUUUGUAUUACCUUUCAGCCUCCUGAUGCUGUGAACACCUGACUUAGAACUCCUUAGGAAGGAUAUAUAACCUCUCGACUUAGACCUUGUAUAUACCUCCCGUCCUUGAGGACGCAUGUCUCCCGAUGAAGUUCCGUUACCGUCUCCUUAUAAAAGUACCGCUGCAAGUUUUGUGGACGUCUUCAAAACGUUAGGUGUCUCCCGGUCCAGAUCGCAAUCUCCACUUUCGCUGCAGGACAGCAGUCAUUCCUUGUCGCAUACGACGGAUGUGCGGAGAAACAAUUUCCUCGUACUCGGAUUUGAAUCAAUGCAUCGUGGUAGCGUCGUUUCCAGCUCUUCGGACACUCCCGGUGCCCCGGAUUUCGAAACAUCUCUCAGAAAUCUAUCACAGACACAGAAUCUAGCUCAUGCCAUCGACGAGGCGGAGCAUGUCUCCAGAUCCCUGCAGUGGUUCACUUCAGACCAAUCCGUUGCGCUAUGGGAGGCUGGCUCCUACCUCAUCCACAAUCUGGACUCGCCGGACGCUCGACGAAGUGGGUCAAUGUUGAUAGAGGCUGUUGCAGCCCGUCAGGAUCUAUCGCCUUCAGGUCGGCGUAUCGUCUUUGAAGCGAUUUCAUGCUCGUCAGAGCCGGAUGUAAUACCAGCACGUGUCCAAUCGUUGAUAUCGCUUUCGGAUCACGGCAGGAAGUUGGACUUCACCUCAUCGUCUAUCCUUCCCAUCCUUUCGUCAUGCGCUGUCCCACUGUAUGAGCUCAUCUCGUCGGCCCGACUGAAAGCUCGUAAAGCCAAGGUUGGCAAAGUGAACGGACUUGGUUAUGAUGAAACAGCACUAGAUGAUUUGUUGCAGUUCGCUGUUGAUUUGAUCACGCUGCAACGGAAGCGUCCAAGCGCUGAAGAGGUUGAGUCGUUGCUCGAUCAGAUUUUCGUGAUUUGCAAAAAGACGAGCGUUGCCGCCGACAUCAAAAACUCACUAGCAGUAUUCGAUGCCGUCAUACUCUAUGCAGACGUUCCGGACGGGAGUUUUGUUCCUAUGCUAGAGGUUCUGUGCAGUAUUCAUGCUUCCGUGAAGUCCUUAUCUGGACCUACCUCGAGAGCUGUCAGAAACCUUGCAAAGUCAAGAUGGCAGACAGAAAUGGUCAACACCCUUGAUUCAUUCCUGAUGGAGUCAUCUGGGGAAGAGAGUCGCAAUAUCAACGUUUUGCGCGGUACAGUACACAUUUUCACAGACUUGAUUCGCGCUCACGGUCAGGAUGGCAUACCGCAGCUUCACUUUGAGCAUCUAAUGGAUUGUCUCGAGGUGGUGAUUCGUAAAGAUGAUAGUCGCUUAGAAGCAGAUGUGCUGGAGUUGUGUUUGAACAUUUUGGAUGGCGAUUUCGCUCACGUGGCUCUGGAAAGCAGCUGGUCGGGGUUUGUGAGGGUUCUCAACUCAUGUUCGCUCAGAGCCGUUGGUGAACGUGAAGAGCGCGCCGCCUCAAUUUCUAGUUCACAGUCGCCCCUCUCAAAAACCGGCACGUCUGAAGACGCAAAAUCGAAUAUCCUCGCUAACGCUGUUCAAAUCGCGACCACAGUCGAAUCCCUCUGGGACCGUUUGAGCAGAGAGCAAAAAUUGGAAGCUACACGGUUCCUGAUGAACCUGUGUGAGCACACUGAGCCGUCGCAGGCUGAGCUCGUCAUCAACACGACGAGAUCCGAAAAUCUUUGUCUCCCUUCUAACUCGGACUGGGUCAACCAUUGCCAGAUAUUGAUUCGCUGCUUUAUCCGGUCUCGCAACAAGCCAUCUGAUAUCCGAAUUUCAGCCUUGGACCUCCUGAAGGAGGCGUUCUCGACCUACGACGCGUUAGUUCUUUUCGAGGGAGAGGGGUUGCUCCACCUCAUGGUUGAAAAGUUUAGCGAGGAAGAUGACAUCUUGUUCCUAGAAUCACUAGUAUCUUUUAUCGUUGAUACGUCCGUCCUUGUUACCGACGACGCUACCUUCAAGUUCCUGGUAGAUACCUUGAGUUCACCCAUGAACAAGGAUCUCGACAACCCCGAGCUUUUCAGUCCCCCGGCUUCCGAUGCACCUUCGCCUCAACGUCGCUCAUCUGCAGAAUUGGCGCCCGCGCUACAUCCUGCUAGCUCUCAUCAUCACUCGCUGGAAUUGUCUCUCUCAAGCGUUUGUACCGCUGGGCUUGUCAGAAUGUUCCUUAGAUCGCUCAAUACGUCAGCCAACAAAGCGAUUACAGUGUUCGAGAAGCUUCUCAACUUCGCUCAAUCCCUUGAACGACCUGCAGAUUGCCGUCUGAAUGUCCUUAGAUUAUUGUUCAGACUCCGAUGUGAUUCAUCUGGGGCUGUUAUAGUAACAUCGAUGUCUGAGAACGACUUUUUAGUGGACGGUUCGGGUCGAGGUGGUGUUGAUAGCAGCGCUAGAUCACAGACUUCUGAAAGUGCAGUUGGAGACCAUGGUACAAGUGAAGAAAACUUGCGAUUGGCCGCUCAAGGAAGGCAGUCUAUAAGCAGGGAAUCACUUGCAAACAUCUUAUCCAGAUCCGCUGGUCGGAACACUGCAGCUCAUUCCCGUUCAUCGGUCUUAACUCCCCCAGUCUGGACGUUCGCCUCAUCACAAGUUCUACCCGAGAAUCCACCGGCUGAUUCGAGUCCUUACAUGUACGCUUAUACGACCCCUGACCUGUCGCCUCAGUCUGAAUAUGAACCUACUCAAAAAGUCGCGUUGAAGGCCAACAUGUGGCUGGAGACAGUCAUAACGCUGCUUCUCCGAGAAAAAAAUUGGGAAAUCUAUAGCUACGUGCUGACGCAUCUAGCCCCCCAGCUUAGCAACCGAGGUCUUUUCCGCAACGCUGUUCCUCAGAUCAAACUACUACGCAGCGUAAUGUGUGAUCAAGUCAAGAACGAAUCGUUUCGAGAGCCCCCAGCAUCCACGGGCGUCAAGAAAACAGACGUGGCUGGCUAUAUUUUCGAUUGCCUCUCCGUGUUGGUCAGUUAUCACGAGGUCUUCGCCAAGAGCGAGGAAGAUGAGCUUGUACGCGCCUUUAUGAUGGGCAUCAUAGGAUCUUGGGGUGAUACAUCUCGCAGAUGUGUACAUGCGCUUUCUGUGUGUUGCCAUGAAAUUCCACUUUCUGUGACGAAAUCGUUGAAUGGCAUAUUCGACAAGAUGGCAAAAGUGAUUACUAUGUCCAAUCUAGCAGUACACAUUCUCGAGUUUCUGUCCCUCCUUGCACGGCUGCCAGAUGUCUACGUCAAUUUGCGCGAGGAAGAGAUCCGAACCGUUUUCGGUAUCUGCAUUCGCUUCCUCCAGACCUCGAGAGAGCACCGCUUGAGGGCGGGUGACUCGUCAAAUCGGCCCAGCCAGGCCUCGACACGGCUUGCUGGAGGUGUCAAAGAGAUUGCAGUGACGCCAGGCGAGCCCUCUGAUCCAUCACAGCAAGAUGGAAUGUCGAGAUACAUCUACACCCUGACUCAUCAUGUCAUGGUCUUUUGGUUUUUGUCCUUGAAACUCCAGGAUCGGGCGAAGCAUGUCAACUGGAUUACCAGCAGACUCAUUUUCAAGGAUGAACAUGGGCAGGAAAGGGUUGAAGAACAGAGCCAGGUCUUCAUUGAUCUGAUGCAGAGAGUUGCAUUCUCGGAUUUGGGUGAGACUAUUCCAUAUGAGACGUUCCCUCCAUCGCCCUCGGAUGGACCAGUGUCCAAAAAGUCAUGGGUCGUGGGCAUGAGCAUAGUCACCGUGGAGACAGCUGGAGUAUCUGGUUUGACUCAAAUUACAAAGCGACAAGCUUCCGGAACCACUUAUGCGAUGUACCAGCAGCGGACAGCUCCUGUACUUCCUCAUCAAGUGCCGACCUCACCUGAUGCGCAUGCCCAUUCAGACGAUAUGCGCACUGCCGUGCUUCCUUCUCACGUACUACUGCAGUUGACGACCACAGCGUUUCCUACACCCACCGUAAUGCAACCGAUCCCCCUUCCUGACGACGACAUGACUCGCAGAGCGCUUAGCAUUUUUGACCGCAACGACAUUGUCGAUGGCCAUAAAAUCGGCGUCAUUUACAUAGACAACGGCCAAACGACCGAGUCGGAGAUCCUCUCUAAUACCGUUGGGAGCCCUGACUACGAGUACUUCCUUUCCGGUCUGGGAACCAAGGUACCGAUCAGAGGAGCACAGUUCAACACCCAGGGAUUGCAUCCGGACGUGGAUGGCGAGUUCACUUAUGCUUGGAGAGACCGGGUCACGGAGAUUGUGUACCACGUUGCGACGAUGAUGCCCACCGAUUUCGAUAGAGACCCGGCUUGUAUCAACAAAAAGCGGCAUAUUGGGAAUGACUUUGUCAAUAUCAUCUUCAAUCGGUCCAAUGUUCCAUUCAAUUUCAACACGAUUGCGUCUCAGUUCAACUUCAUCAAUAUUAUCAUUAGUCCCGUGUGCCGCAUCGCGUCUGGGUCUGGUGCCGCAACUCCGACACCCAGUGAUUUCGAACAGACAUCGUACACUGUGAAGGUCAUGAGCAAGCAUGGACUGCCAGAGAUCUCGCCCGCAUCGACUCCCAAGGUCAUUUCUGGAAAGAACCUCGCAGCCUUUGUGCGCAUCCUUGCAUUGAAUGCAUCCGUGUUUUCCCUCGUCUGGAACAGUCAAGGAGGCGAGCAUGUUUCCUCUUGGCGCAAUCGCCUUCGCGAGAUCAAGCGGCUCAGAGAACGGGCACUGGGAUCGCAGUUGCAGAUGUCAGAGGCCGCGGAGGGUGCCUACCCCGGUCAGCGACGCAACACCAAGCCCAACAUUUUCUCCGAAGAGGUGCCUUCGCGAGUGACUCCUGUCAAAACCGACUUUGCUACCGAUUGGAAUGCCGCUGCAGACGCCAACAUUUUGCAGAACUUGGACUUUUCUCGCUGGGGCCGUUAAGGCGUUCGUAUCGGUCUCAACUCAUCUCUGUCACGCCCAAUACAUACACGACCGCUUUGGGUGAUCCAAACUAAAACAGAGAACAAAAGGAUUGAUGAUUGAGGAUUGUGGAAGGAGCGGGAAAAAAAAAAAUUUGAAAUGUGUGAUGCCCUUUUACCUGCUUGAUGAUUACUAGGCUCCAGGCCUUUCUCCAUGCAGUACGUUCUUUGUUAUUUUAAUGAUCCACAACACCUGUGCCAAUACCCCCUGAAUGUCAUGCAAAAAGUUUAUUUCCUUUUUUUUUUUUUU
Messenger RNA from Aspergillus novofumigatus IBT 16806, 5386 nucleotides. RefSeq names its product putative GTPase activating protein (Tsc2). Bases 332 to 5098 code for a protein of 1588 amino acids. Gene Ontology annotation, biological process: regulation of small GTPase mediated signal transduction; negative regulation of TOR signaling; positive regulation of GTPase activity. NCBI's taxonomy places the organism in Eukaryota, Fungi, Ascomycota, Eurotiomycetes, Eurotiales, Aspergillaceae. Gene Ontology annotation, cellular component: TSC1-TSC2 complex; nucleus; cytoplasm. The transcript is spliced from 2 exons. Gene Ontology annotation, molecular function: GTPase activator activity. The record is from RefSeq and is a predicted model, not a curated record.